UUCCUCCCUUUCUCGUUGCUUUGGGUCCGGAAAAGUUCUCCGAGUUUACGUAACUGGGGUAACUCAGCUCAACUGAACUCUUACAGAAUAUGUUGGUGGUACAGAUCUGACCUAUGAUAAUACCUUGCAAGAGUAUGAAUAUUUCAACAAACUGCCUCUUCAGUGGUUCCUCAUUAGCAUCUGAAGUGCAUGCUGCUGCUGUUAAUGGGGAUAAGAGUACCCUCCUAAAGUUAAUCGCAGGAAACUCUGAGCUGAGAGACAAAGAGGACCAAUUUGGAAGAACUCCACUUAUGUACUGUGUGUUGGCUGACAGGGUAGACUGUGCAGAGGCAUUGCUGAAAGCUGGAGCAGAUGUUAACAGGGCUGAUCGUAGCCGAAGAACUGCUCUCCAUCUUGCUGCACAGAAGGGAAACUAUCGCUUCAUGAAACUUUUACUGGCUCGAAGGGGGAACUGGAUGCAGAAGGAUUUAGAGGGUAUGACGCCGUUACAUUUAACUACACGUCACAAAAGCCCCAAAUGUUUAGCUUUGCUGCUAAAGCACAUGGCACCUGGAGAAGUGGAUACCCAGGACAGAAACAAGCAAACUGCAUUGCAUUGGAGUGCCUACUACAAUAACCCUGAGCACGUGAAACUUCUCAUAAAACAUGAUUCAAAUAUUGGAAUCCCAGAUAUUGAAGGAAAAAUUCCACUUCACUGGGCAGCAAACAAUAAGGAUCCUAGUGCAAUUCACACAGUGAAAUGUAUUCUGGAAGCUGCACCUACAGAAUCUCUGCUUAACUGGCAAGACUAUGAAGGACGAACUCCACUUCAUUUUGCUGUUGCUGAUGGGAAUGUGGCAGUUGUUGAUGUCCUGACCUCCUACGCAGGCUGCAAUGUGACAUCAUAUGACAACUUGUUUCGAACUCCUCUUCACUGGGCUGCCUUACUUGGUCAUGCUCAGAUUGUCCAUCUCUUGUUAGAAAGAAAUAAGGUUGGAACUAUCCCUUCUGAUAGCCAAGGUGCAACACCUCUGCAUUAUGCUGCACAGAGCAACUUUGCUGAAACAGUUGAAGUAUUUUUGAAACAUCCUUCUGUAAAAGAUGACUCAGAUCUUGAGGGAAGAACGUCCUUCAUGUGGGCAGCUGGGAAAGGCAGUGACAACGUCAUUAGGACUAUGCUGGAUUUGAAACUGGAUAUCGAUAUCAAUAUGACAGACAAAUAUGCUGGGACAGCAUUACAUGCUGCUGCACUUUCUGGCCAUGUCAGCACAGUGAAAUUGCUGUUGGAACGCAAUGCACAGGUGGAUGCUUUGGAUGUCAUGAAACACACUCCACUUUUCCGAGCCUGUGAGAUGGGACACAAAGAAGUGAUACAAACACUCAUUAAAGGAGGAGCAAGAGUAGAUUUGGUUGAUCAAGAUGGCCAUUCACCCCUUCACUGGGCAGCCCUGGGAGGAAAUGCUGAUGUGUGCCAAAUCCUGAUAGAAAAUAAAAUCAACCCUAAUGUGCAGGAUUAUGCAGGUAGAACACCUCUGCAGUGUGCUGCAUAUGGAGGUUACAUCAACUGCAUGGUAGUGUUACUGGAAAAUAAUGCAGAUCCAAAUAUUCAGGAUAAAGAGGGAAGAACUGCUUUGCACUGGCUCUGUAACAAUGGCUACCUUGAUGCUAUAAAGUUGCUGCUUGGUUUUGAUGCUUUCCCUAAUCAUAUGGAGAACAGCGAGGAAAGAUACACUCCACUUGAUUAUGCCUUGCUUGGUGAACACCAUGAAGUGAUUCAGUUCAUGUUAGAACAUGGAGCUCUCUCUAUAGCUGCCAUACAGGACAUUGCUGCUUUCAAAAUUCAGGCUGUUUACAAAGGAUAUAAAGUUAGAAAGGCUUUUCAAGAAAGGAAGAAUCUUUUAAUGAAACAUGAACAACUGAGAAAAGAUGCUGCUGCCAAGAAACGUGAAGAAGAAAGUAAAAGAAAAGAAGCCAGCCUACAGAAAGGAAUGCAGAAUGUGGAGCAAAAUAAGUUUCGAGUACAACCGAGUGCAGCAGAUCGAGAGAAGACUUCCAGCACAUUGCAGUUAUCUAAUAAACAAAUUGAUCUACAGAAUAAGAGACCUCUCUCUGUCAAGGCUUCUCAAAUUCAGCUAGGGAGAAACAGUAGAGGUUCCCCUAAGGCUUGUCGCAGCAAAGGGUCACCAAAGGAGAGCCGCCUGUCUUCAGAGCCACAGAGCGAAGGUCAUAACAUCAGGCAAGAAUUAUUGAGAAAGCACAUCAAAAGCAAGCCAAGUUGUGUCCAUUUCCAUUGCGGCAAAGCAAAAGAGGUAAUGAAAAUUGAAGCAAAACAUCAGGUUGCAGCUGCUACAGAACUGAAUGGAGAAAAGCACAAAGAGCACGCUUUGGAGGCAAAUGGUGCUCGUGGUAACAGAAGGCAUGCUUCUGCUUGUGGGACUGCUGGUGCUGGGGAAAAAACAAGAGAUCAAAGUCAGUCUUCAUCUGGUAACAGGGGCCACUGUGAAGGAACUUCAGUGGUCAUGUGCAAUGUCAGUUGUGCUGGUGGAAUUGCAAGAAAUUCAAAGCGGUGUGAAGCCGUUCCAAAAGGCAAAAGGCAUCAGCAGAAAUCCAGACAUAAAGAGGUGAAUGAUGAGAGAUGUUCACCGGCUGGCUCAAGUAGACCGGGGAGUGCCAAAGCAGUAUUUGUAAACACCAGAAAUGCCGCUGUUAGUGCCAUAGGAGAUGCUAACAAUGUGGGAAAUAACGAAUUAGGAAAAAAGACCUCCUCGUUAUUGUCUACUGAGACCGAAUCUACAGGAACUGGGCCAAGAAAUCCAGCAGUGUGUUCUGCUCCUGAUGACAGUUUGAACUUGGAAAAAACAAGUGAAGUUGGAUCCAGGAACGCAGAUGACCAACUAUGUUCUGUUGCGUGGCAAAGUACAAAUAUUGAACUGAUCCCUUUAGAGAUUCGGAUGCAAAUCAUAGAAAAAGAACGAACAAGAAAAGAGCUAUUUCGGAAAAAAAACUACGCUGCUACAGUUAUACAGAGGACAUGGAGAAGUUACCAUCUCAGACAGGAGUUGUCUCAGCUUCUUAGUACUAAGCGGCAGCGCAAAGAAGAUGAAGACAAAUGGAGACAAGAGACAGCUGCCUUCCUCAUUCAAGUUGCUUGGAAGAAACAGCUGAACCAUAGCCCUCAGAAAUCAGUUCCUCCAUGUAAAAGCCUGAAAUCUGUAAACAAAACCAGCUCAGCCAUAAAAACAAGCAAGCAGUCCAUCCUCAAGCAGAUCUAUGGGCGUUCUCAGGAAGGCAGAGUGUACCAGCCAGCCAGACCUCCCUCUAAGCUGAAACUUUCUGAUGUGCAGCUGGUUUCAGUGAACAACCUGCAGUAUGUUCAUCUGCUGGAGAACGUGGGAAAGUCAAAGCAGUUUUCAUAUAACAUGAGGCCGAGCACUGCUGCAAAAUCCAAAACUCCAAGACUCGAAAACUAAGCGGACAUUUGGGAUUUAAGGAGCAUUCUGGUACAAAUGUAACUUUUCAUCACCUGCAAGCCAUCUACAACAUUUUAAACUUGAACACAUUUCCAGUUUUUUUAUUACAUGCCAAGCAGGCUGCUAGGGAGCCGGACUUGUUUGUUUUGUGUACAAAUUUGUCUUUAAAUUCUAAUUUAUUUACUGACACAUGAAAUCUGAACUGCAUUUGGAAGCAGACAAUUAAGUGCUAAGCCCAGCACUGUGCUGCAAUGGUUCACAAACAUUUACAUUGUGGAAUCAGGAAUUUUGAGUAUGUGCUCAUUAAAUGCAAUUGCAAAGGAGAGUACUGGGGCUGUAACAGUAACUGCUGUUUGGUUUCACCUCAAAAUUUACUAAAUGUAUCUCAAAAUCUAAACAAGAAAGGAGGCAUAACCUUUAUGUUCCAUUUCUGUACUAAAGAACAGGUAAUUUCUCAACCUGUUUUGGGGAUUUGAAAGGAAAGGAAAAAUGUUGACAAAGAAAUCACUCCGCGAGUAAAUUUCUUUCCACAGCACAUGGAAAGUUAGCGGUGUUUUCUACCCUUUGAAAUAAUCCCGUUAUUUAUUCAUUAAGAAUUGUAUUUUUAUACACACACAGAAUGAAUUUCUACAGAAAGCAAUAUAGGGCAGGGCCUAUGCUAGUAGGAAGCUUGUCUUUAGAGCAGUUGGAGCUGCUGCUGUACGGUAUUUACUUUGCACCAUGUCUUUAGAAACACAAAUUUCUGAAAUUAAAAUCACGAUUUUUUUAAAGUGGUGGACAGAUAAUUUUAUUCUAGUUGCUGUCACAUAAUUCCAGUUCUUUAGUUGGAUGGAGUCCACGAGUCUCUGCUUCCCUGGGAGCACUUAAGCCUCACAGAGGUCCCUUAUCUGACCCUUCCCCGUGGUCCUUCUAGGAAACCCAACUUCCAGUGAAGCUGCAGUUUCAUGCUUGAAAAGAAAGCUACAGGAGGGAUGCAGCUCUUUGUAAAAUUUUUAUUCUGUUUCACUUACAAAAAAAUGGACAAGCUUUGUUCCAACAUCUCCCGUUCAAAACUAAAUAGAAGUAAAUGCUUUACAAUAAAUGCAGCUCCACCUCUUUAAUACACUGCGUUCAUAGGGCUGGGUCCCUGGGGGUGAGAGGCCAGGUAGAUGUUGAAGCAGUAAUGGAGGUCCGUCAGCCACUGCUCUUGGACUUCGCCGCUCUUCAGGGUCUAAAAAAUAAGGGGGGGAGGGGGGAAUUCAGCAACAGCAUUUGUGAAGCUUUGCUUUGUUCUUAGUGAAGCAGGUGCUCUGCUAACGACACCCAAUGGCCUCAUUCACUGGCAUGCAGUGACAAUUCUCUCUUAGUCUGUAUGUUUAAACACGGUACAUCUGUUAGUGCUGAAAUAAUAAAGUGUCAUUAUUUGGUAUGUUAAGAUUGUGUUACAUUAUGGAGUGUGUGAAUUCUAUCAGAUGCAACUUUUUCAGUUCUACUGUAAUACUCACCCAAGGAGUGCCACUGUCCACAGCCCACGGGCACUAACUCAUCCUCCUCAGCAUUUCUCAGUGGUUAAAAACAGAAACAAAACCACAACCCAGCCACAGCCACACAUCCCCAAAGCAGGCUGAAGCCUUUCCAGCACUGUAGGAAGCCAACGACAUAUUUUCCACUGGAGAACUUGUUUGAUAGACUUACAUCUUGUUCUCCACCCCCCCCGAGGUUAAGUUUGGGAUGACAUUAUAAAAUGAUUACGGCAUUGUACUUAUUCAAGUCUGGGGACCAUACAAACUCCCUGCACCCAGAACUAGUCAUAGAUGUGUGCAAGACGACAGCUUCUGAUCUGUUUCCCGAGAAGCAGAUGUAAUAAUCUCAAAAGCUCUGACAAGUGCAUGUGUGACUACAAUGCUGGAUUCUGCAAUAGCUGCACAUUUUAACACUUCUACCGUUUGUCUCUCCAGGGACCUGCACACUUGAGAGAGAGAAGAUAUUUCCCACCAGCACAUAUACUGGGACAGCUCCCCACCCAGCUGUGGCAUGCUGCGCCUCAUCCCCUUCCUGGGCACUUUGUUUCAAAACUUAGCUUUGAAAUUCAGCCCAGGGGUCCUGGACAGCAUUUGGCUCUGUGACAGUCUCGUUUGAGCAAAACACAACUCACAUUUCACCGAGCGUAGGGUUUGCAGUCACUGUUCAACAUAAACACAAAGUAUAUUCUUGUGGUCUCUGGCAGACAAGAACAGGUUUCCUACCAUGAUGUCCUUGAUAAUCUGCUGCACCAGGAAUUCAUUGGUCAUCAUAUGGCUCCUGAGCUGACCGUGUUGCAUCAGUAAGCGAAGCAGCUGAGCAACAACGGGCAGCUCCUCGCGGCAGAUCCUGCUCACUUGCAGACUUUGCAGCAUCAGCCUCAGCAGCCGUGGCAGGAGUGCUAAUGCAGAAAUGCACGAUCCCCACAGCAUAUCCCUGGGAAGAAAAGAGAAUGAAAAUUGAAGUGAUCAGGGCAGCUCAUUUCAGACACGCUUCUGUGGCCGAUGUCUUGUAUUUGUACCAGGAAAAGCACCCCUGUGUUGAUGCCAGUUGGCACGACUGCAUUUGCAAUUAGUGCUGAAGCAGAAAAUUUGUAGUGGCAAAUGUUACACUCAAAAACAUUGUAAGCUGAUGGAAAAAAUUUAAGGUCCUGCCCUGGAGCUUCAAAUGUUGCUGAAGCCCUCACACGGUGUGACUUCUGCUCGAAGCAGUGGGGAAGAAGGGUUCUUCUUUCAGCUGUAAUUCAAAUACAUCUGAACCUCUUGAAUCUUUAAGGCUCAAAACAAAUACAGAAAAACACAAUCAGUGCUUUGUAACAUGUAACAUGUACAUGGUAAGAGAAGGAGGAGUCUUCCUAAGCAAACUCUGAUCAACCUUCCUGUAUGUGGAACAGUUGUAAGAAAAAAAAAAAAAAAUCAAAGUUUCAACUGCUUAAAGACAUUUCUGCUUUACUGGUAAAUAAACUGAUCCUGGGUGGC
Centrocercus urophasianus (Greater sage-grouse) is the source of this 6427-nucleotide messenger RNA. It is a transcript of the gene INVS, whose product is annotated as inversin. Gene Ontology annotation, cellular component: ciliary inversin compartment. Gene Ontology annotation, biological process: protein localization to ciliary inversin compartment. The coding region runs from base 114 to 3449 and encodes 1111 amino acids. Gene Ontology annotation, molecular function: protein binding. The record is from RefSeq and is a predicted model, not a curated record. The transcript has 17 exons. NCBI's taxonomy places the organism in Eukaryota, Metazoa, Chordata, Aves, Galliformes, Phasianidae.